AUGUGCUGCGUGCCUUUUCUUUUCUGGGUAUGCCCCCCCCCCCACUUGUUCUCUCUCUCUCUCCCCACUCCUUCUCUACGGAGCUGCGGUGCCCGCACAUCGUGUGUCGCUGAGCGCUCUCACGCUUCAAGGAGAGGCGGGUGCGGAUUGCCCUCGCCCCUACCCGCCCAACCAACGAGCCCGCCCGAUACACGAACAGGGGACACAUGCAUAUGUGCAUUCUCUUUUACUCCUGACGAAGUGAGCCAGACCAUGACGGAUCGUUGCUACCGCACGCUCGGUCUCGAUCGCGGCGCCGCCGAGGCGGACAUUAAGCGGGCGUACCGCAGGAAGGCACUGCUUUUUCACCCGGACCGAAACCCAAACGGUGCGGAGGCUUUCAAAGCGCUCCAGGGCGACUACGAGGAGGCCCUCACAGACGCGAGGCGCCGAGGCGCCCGCGGGGGCGGGGUACCACCGUUUUCUUCGAUGGCGUCGCCGUCAUGGGACCCGGCUGCACCGGCAGCAGGUGCUGCAUAUCGAUUCGCGCGAGCGGCCGGCACCGCAUGCCCGCCCUUCUUCCCCGAACCUUCCCCUGCUCCCCUUUUCACGGAUGAGGAGCUGUUUGCUGAUUCGAUCCCUGGUGGUUGGCGCGACGUCUGUGCGCGACGCGGUGCGUCAGCCCGAGGAGGCGACAAGGCAGGCGGCAGAAACAACGCCGCGGGUCGCACGGAGGAGAUAAACGGUAGUAACAGCUGCUGCAGUCAAGAGGCUGCUGCAGCUGAUGCGCGGUGGCGGCGCGCACACGGGGCCCGCGUGCCCGUGAGUGCAUACACGUUUAGCGGUCCAGUGCCACCGCCUCCGCCGCUCCCAUCACAGCCGAGCCCGCACUUGUCCUCUUCUUCCUUCACGUCGUUCUGCACACACACACGCGCGCGCGCGUCUGUCGCUGGGACAGGAUCCCGCUUGUCGACGCAGGCGCAGCGGAACCGUUUCGUUUCACGUGAGUGUAUGUGGAAGUCGUCGUCCGCUGAGGCCCUGUCGUUGGACGCCAAGCAGGAAGCCGGAGGCGCCGGCAAAGUAGGUAGAUCACGGGGUUGCGAUGGGUACACGGGUCAGAACCGCGAGCCGGUGUGUGGCAGCGACACAGGCGAGUCCGCCGAGGAUCGCGUGUAUCGCGAGGCCGUGUUGCUGCAACGCCGCAUGCCGGCGCUUUCGGGGAAAUCGAGGGGCGCGGCUGCUGAACGCACGCGAACGCACUCGCAGUCGGACCGUGCAUUCUCGACUGAGGGGGUGCCUGUAGGCAGCAAUGCCACGUUCCCUGCAACACGAGGGGUGUACCACCAGCGCAGCGACCUUCACACCAGCAGCACCACCACUACCACGACCACCAGCAGCAGCACCAAGGGCGAACGCCUCGAGGCAGCGCUGAGCCAGAGGGAGGCAUUAUGCCGGCAGUGCCGCGACACAGAGACGACACUGCAGCACGAAGUCGAUGAUGACCACGCACCAGCCUUUUCCGAUGACGGGGAUGCGUCAGCUCACCCCGACAAGGGCGACGGUGCUGGGAGCACUAAUGCGGCGUUGGGGCCGUCAGCGGCAGGUCCGUUGGCGGCGUCUGGGCGCGACACAUCACGUGCAGGCGACCCGUUCCCGGUGAAGCAGAGCGCUUGUCCGGAGUCGAACAGUGAUGAUCGGCUCCGGGGCGACUUACCCCAUCGGGAUAGAAUCCCAGAUGAGUGCCCCCUCCUGCAGAGCGAGAAUCCUCGCGGCCGCUACACCCCAAACCCUGCCGAGGUGGCUGAGAUGAGCGACAUGGAGGUUUACCUCCUAGCGUCUGUAGCGGAAGACAUCAAUCAGAAGACGCAGACAGUCAUGACAGCACGUCUGAGCAAGGAGCCGUACAGCUGUAGCGCUUCUACUCCCCGAGCGCACCAACAUGUAUACUUCACCUGCACUCACCCCAGCGCCUGUGAGGACUGCUACGCGUCAGGAGUAUCGAAAUGCCCUCUCUGCGGAGCUUCGGGUGUGGAUCGAUCGAGCCCGCCGCCGUCGGCCACCACCACCUCAUCUUCGAUAGAGAAGGGUGGCACCACCGGCGCUUCUGGUGCGUGCACAGGAACACGUGCUUCAUUGGCGUCUUCGUCUGCGCCAUCGCCAGAGACGAUGUAUGAGCCGGUAAGAGUACACUCUGUGCUAACUUGUGGGGACGCUGAUGCGUGA
Leishmania major strain Friedlin is the source of this 2202-nucleotide messenger RNA. RefSeq lists its product as hypothetical. The transcript has a single exon. Gene Ontology annotation, molecular function: Hsp70 protein binding. The record is from RefSeq and is a predicted model, not a curated record. The coding region runs from base 1 to 2202 and encodes 733 amino acids. Lineage: Eukaryota; Euglenozoa; Kinetoplastea; Trypanosomatida; Trypanosomatidae. Gene Ontology annotation, biological process: cellular response to misfolded protein. Gene Ontology annotation, cellular component: endoplasmic reticulum membrane.